Molecule: messenger RNA, 629 nt
Organism: Phlebotomus papatasi
Lineage: Eukaryota; Metazoa; Arthropoda; Insecta; Diptera; Psychodidae
Gene: Hyls1
Exons: 3
Coding region: 80-571 (163 amino acids)
Biological process (GO): cilium assembly
Cellular component (GO): non-motile cilium; centriole
Source: RefSeq, a predicted model, not a curated record
UUUUUGUUGAAUUUAUGUAAACAAGAGUGAUUCCGUUUCCGUUGCCAAGGACAGUUUUUCCCUGUUUUUCCCUGAAAAUAUGUCAAUUUCCCUGGAUGCGCGGGAGGUGUUGCAUCACCUGAACGAGUUGGGGUACAAGAACAUCACAGCACACCAGUUGAAAGAGUUUAUUCGAGAUUUAAAGAAAUUAAUUAAAUACGACACCCUUCAGUGCAAAAUAUGCAAAUCCACAAAGUGCUCAUGUGCCCAGAAGCAUCGUCAGGGGCUGCUGUAUAGAGCACCAACAUUGAGCUUCCUGGCCAAAGUGCAUCGUCCGGAAAGAAAGAAGGACGAAGUUCAGAGUGAAAAUCUUCAGCCAUCGCGUCCGGAAUCAGUUAAUUCGAGAAGCAAGAUGUGGAUUCGCCCGAAAGUCACGCGACCAAAAACAAAGAGUGAUCCCGUAACCAUGCAUUCAAAGUAUCAGAAAGAGUGGGACAGGUUCAGAGACAAUAUUCCUGGACAAAAUAAGCACCUGGACCUGCGAUGGUCAAUCCGGGAGAAGUUGACCAAGGAGAGAGACCCGCGGAGUUAAAACUAUUACAUUUGUCUCUGGAAAGCUACUUUAUUAAAUUCUGUUGCCCUUUUUAAAA